AUGGGUCCAUUUAUCACGCGGCGGGAGAGCAUUUGCUGCCAGGAGAUCCGUGGAUUCUCCUUCAGGCUGCAGGAAGCAGACGUGAGCUGCAUCACCCUGCAUGACCGAUUCGAGCCCAACAGGGAGUUCAUCAUUGGUCGCGUCAUUAAGGCCAUGAACAAUAGUUGGCACCCUGAUUGCUUCUGCUGCGACAUUUGUCAGGCAGUGCUCGCAGAUGUGGGAUUUGUCAAAAACGCUGGCAGAAAAGAGUUGACUGCUGAUGCAAGAGAGCUGAAAGAGGAGCUCUUCUGUUUGCCCUGCCAUGAUAAAAUGGGUGUGCCGAUCUGUGGCGCCUGCAGGAGACCCAUUGUGGUCAAUGCCAUGGGCAAGCAGUGGCACGUGGAGCAUCUCAUCAUUGUUACAGUUCGCUGGCCUCCAAUAAAGGUGCCUCUUCCCCUUUGUAAGAUUAUUGUUUCUUUGCAGCAUUUUGUGUGCGCCAAGUGUGAGAAACCAUUCCUCGCUCACCGCCACUAUGAGAGAAAAGGUUUGGCGUACUGUGAGACUCAUUACAACCAGCUCUUUGGGGACGUGUGCUAUCACUGCAACCGUGUGAUUGAAGGCGAUGUUGUGUCUGCUCUCAACAAAGCCUGGUGUGUGAGUUGUUUCUCCUGCUCCACCUACAACACCAAACUCACUCUCAAGAACAAGUUUGUAGAGUUUGACAUGAAGCCUGUUUGUAAAAAGUGUUAUGAGAAGUUUCCGCUUGAGCUGAAGAAAAGGCUCAAGAAGCUGGCGGAGUCGUUGGGACGGAAGUGAGGCGCUGCCUGAUAAUCACCUGG
Fundulus heteroclitus (mummichog) is the source of this 818-nucleotide messenger RNA. RefSeq names its product LIM and senescent cell antigen-like-containing domain protein 1. Gene Ontology annotation, biological process: cell-cell adhesion; positive regulation of substrate adhesion-dependent cell spreading; positive regulation of integrin-mediated signaling pathway. Lineage: Eukaryota; Metazoa; Chordata; Actinopteri; Cyprinodontiformes; Fundulidae. The record is from RefSeq and is a predicted model, not a curated record. The transcript is spliced from 7 exons. Bases 1 to 795 code for a protein of 264 amino acids. Gene Ontology annotation, cellular component: cytoplasm; focal adhesion; cell-cell junction.